AUGACGGCGAAGGUGGUGUCGGAGGUGCUCGGGACCUAUUUUCUGGUGCUGACGGUCGGCCUCAACGUUCUUGCCGAUUCCCUGGCUGGGGUCUUCUCCAUCGCGGCAUCGCUUAUGUGCAUGAUUUUCGCACUGGGCGAUGUUUCAGGCGCCCACUUUAAUCCGGCGGUGACCGCUGCGAUAUGGUCCAUUGGGAAGAUUGACGGUGCCGCAGCCAGCACAUACGUGUGCUUCCAGAUGUUCGGUGGCAUUCUGGCAGCCAUCACCUACGUCAUCAUCUACUCGGGGGCGUCCUUCGCCCUCGCCCCUGAGGACGGCUAUGGAGUGGCGGAGGUGGCCGUGGCCGAGACCUUCUUCACGUUCGUGCUCUGCCUCGUCGUGCUGAGCGUCGCGUGCUCGCCCAGCGCGGAGAAGGGUGGCUACUCGGAGGUGUUCGGGCUGGCCAUCGGCUCCUGCGUCACCGUGGGCGGCUACGCCAUCGGCGCCAUCUCGGGGGGCUGCCUGAACCCGGCGGUGUCUUUCGGCAUCGCGACGGGCGGCGCGAUCGGCGGCGAGGGCGUCUCCGAGAUCUACGACGAGGGCGCGUACUACACCCUCUUCGAGCUGGUCGGUGCGGGCCUUGCGGCGGGCGUGUACUUCACGACGCACGCUGCGACUGGCAUGGCGAAGUGA
Molecule: messenger RNA, 672 nt
Organism: Prorocentrum cordatum
Lineage: Eukaryota; Dinophyceae; Prorocentrales; Prorocentraceae
Source: the annotation of a GenBank genome assembly